Penicillium digitatum Pd1 is the source of this 1149-nucleotide messenger RNA. RefSeq names its product Glucose N-acetyltransferase 1. Gene Ontology annotation, molecular function: glycosyltransferase activity. NCBI's taxonomy places the organism in Eukaryota, Fungi, Ascomycota, Eurotiomycetes, Eurotiales, Aspergillaceae. The record is from RefSeq and is a predicted model, not a curated record.
AUGCCACCCAAAAAACCCACCUUCCCCUACCGACGGGGCUCCAAUGCCUCGGAAGAUGACUUCUUCGAUCUCCCCGACGAGUCGUGUCUAUCCAUAGCCAAACGCCAGCUACGACAUGUCCGAACAUGGGCCGUAGUCGCCCUUAUCGUCCUAUUUAUCCUGUGGCAACGUCGGGAACGUCCCCCGCCCCUGCCCCUACCACAUAUCCACUACGACGAAGUUGAUUGGUCGCGCUUUGCCUAUACCCAGUAUGCAACCAACGAGGUGUACAUGUGUAACUGCCUGAUGGUCUUCGAGGCUCUGCACAGACUCGGCAGCAAGGCGGACCGCGUGCUAUUCUACCCGGAGGAAUGGGACCUCGUUGUCGAGAAUGAGUUUGAUCGCGUCAGCCAGUUGCUACUUGAGGCGAAGCACAAGUACCAAGUGAUGUUGAUCCCGAUUAAGAUCGAGGGGGUCCAGGACCCAUCGGUAUCCGGCUCCAGAGCUUCGUGGGAUACUAGCACCGCCAAGCUCAUGGCCUUUGGCGAGCAUGAAUACGAUCGUGUCAUCCACCUCGACUCGGACGUUAUUCUCCUUCAGACAAUGGACGAGCUCUUCUUCCUCCCGCCUGCCACUGUCGCCAUGCCACGUGCCUAUUGGCUUCUCCCCGACAAACUGCUCUCGUCCCUCUUGGUCGUCAUUGAGCCCUCCCUCCGGGAAUACCUUGCCUUGACCGACGUUACUACCCUCGCCCAGAACGGCCAAGUCGAUAUGAACGUGACGGACCAUCGGUAUGAUAUGGAGUUGUUGAACAGACGGUAUGGGGAUUCUGCGAUGGUUCUUCCGCAUCGGCAAUAUGGUCUACUGACUGGCGAGUUCCGGACGAAGGAUCAUCGGAAGUUCCUGGGGAAUGAUGAUGAGGUCUGGGAUCCUGACCAGGUCCUGGCGCAGGCUAAGUUUGUACACUUUUCGGAUUGGCCGCUGCCAAAGCCGUGGAUCAUGUGGCCGCAGGACAUGUUGGUGGCGGAGCAGCCGAAAUGUGACCAAAACCCUGGCACGCCGCAGGAGAGUGGAUGUCGGGAUCGGGAGAUUUGGAAGAUGAUCUAUGAUAAAUAUCGGAGACAACGAAAGGAUGUUUGCAAGCUACUCAGUUAUCCGGCGCCGUAUUGA